CUCAAAAUAAGGAGCUUUUGCCAACAUCACAGUAUACAUUUGUAGCUAAUAAUUGAAAAAAGUGGCAUUGUUGUUCUUCCCAAUUUAGGUGUUAUACCAAUGGGGUCAAUGUUAGGUGAUUUACCUUCUUUUGACCCUCAUAAUUUUAGUCAGCUUCGCCCUUCUGAUCCUUCUACUCCUUCUAGAAUGACACCUGUGACUUAUCGCCCUACUCAUGAUCGGACUCUUCCACCACCAAAUCAAGUUAUUUGUUCAGAAGCCAAAAAUAUACUUCUGCGACACCUUGAGCAGCGUGCUGAAGAGAAGUUGAGACCAAAGCGAGCUGCUGCUGAAAAUCUGGCACCCGAGCAUGGAUCCAAGCAUCUUAAGGUGUCCACCUAAGAUGCUACCCGUGGGGAAAGCGGCCCCGGGGGGGGGGGGGGGGGGGUUAAGUGCAGCGAUGAGAAAACGCGAAAUGUGGCGGUUGCAAACUGGAUUGUAACGACCUGGUUUUCGAAGAUUGACUAACCUUCCAAAUAGGUUAAAAUCUUCUGGUUUUCUGCAUAGUUCUGUAAAUAUUGUUGUGAUGAUGCAGAUGCAUGUUGUUGUAAAACUCUGAAGAGCUUGCUUGGCAAUUGUCAUAUAGCAAAUGAGAUGUACACCAAUGAAAAUGUUGUUGGAUGAGAUUUCUCUGCAUGAGCAUUGAUAGUAUAGUACAAACUGGAUAGUAACAACUUGGUUUUCGAAGAUUGACUAACUUCCAAAUAGGUUAAAAUCUUCUGGUUUUCUGCAUAGCUCUGUAAAUAUUGUUGUGAUGAUGCAGAUGCAUGUUGUUGUAAAACUCUGAAGAGCUUGCUUGGCAAUUGUCAUAUAGCAAAUGAGAUGUACACCAAUGAAAAUGUUGUUGGAUGA
Molecule: messenger RNA, 891 nt
Organism: Lycium barbarum (goji berry)
Lineage: Eukaryota; Viridiplantae; Streptophyta; Magnoliopsida; Solanales; Solanaceae
Product: DET1- and DDB1-associated protein 1
Exons: 4
Coding region: 100-381 (93 amino acids)
Biological process (GO): positive regulation of proteasomal ubiquitin-dependent protein catabolic process
Cellular component (GO): Cul4-RING E3 ubiquitin ligase complex
Source: RefSeq, a predicted model, not a curated record